Oenanthe melanoleuca is the source of this 5012-nucleotide messenger RNA. It is a transcript of the gene SRCIN1, whose product is annotated as SRC kinase signaling inhibitor 1. Gene Ontology annotation, biological process: regulation of dendritic spine morphogenesis. The transcript has 21 exons. The record is from RefSeq and is a predicted model, not a curated record. NCBI's taxonomy places the organism in Eukaryota, Metazoa, Chordata, Aves, Passeriformes, Muscicapidae. Bases 162 to 4742 code for a protein of 1526 amino acids. Gene Ontology annotation, cellular component: postsynaptic density; actin cytoskeleton; cytoplasm.
GGAGCUCCUCAGGAGCUCCAGCGCCGUUCCUGAAGAUUUUCAGCUAAAUCCGCGUCGCAGUUUUCCCGGCAAGGACGCGAUGGCCGUGCCCUGCUAGGCAGCCCGGGGCUCCGGCCCCGGCACGGGUGACACCUCUGCUGCCCGGCGGGGACGAUGGGUGGAUGAAUCGGCAAAGAGAACCGCGUUCCCUCAACCUCCCUCUGCUCGGAGAGGGGCUGGCCAGGAUCUACCGAGGCAUCCUGGCCGUGGUGGGAGCCCUGCGCCCACCCAGGGAGCCGCCGGCAGCCCCCGCGGAGCGGAGCGCUGCCCCCUCCGCGCCCCCCCAGCCGCUGCCCGGCCGCCGUGGGAGCCGCGCUGCGCCCGCGGAUCCCGACAGGACGAGCUCGCACAUGAUCUCCGCGGACGAUGCCGAGUACCCGCGCGAGUACCGCACCCUGGGCAACGGCACCCGGCGCUUCUCCAACGUGGGGCUGGUGCACACCUCGGAGCGCCGGCACACCGUGAUCGCCGCCCAGAGCCUGGAGGCGCUCACCGGCCUCCAGAAGACGGAGAUGGAGCGCAAGAGGGACGCGUUCAUGGAUCACCUCAAGAGCAAGUACCCGCAGCACGCCCUGGCGCUGCGCGGGCAGCAGGAGCGCCUGCGGGACCAGCAACCCAACUACUGGAGCUUUAAGACCCGCAGCUCCCGGCACUCCCAGGGCUCCCAGCCUGGCCUGGCCGACCAAGCCAAGCUCUCCUUCGCCUCGGCCGAGUCCCUGGAGACCAUGUCGGAGGCGGAGCUGCCGCUGGGCUUCAGCAGGAUGAACCGGUUCCGCCAGAGCCUGCCCCUGGCGCGCUCCGCCAGCCAGACCAAGCUGCGCUCCCCAGGGGUGCUGUUCCUGCAGUUCGGGGACGAGACGCGGCGGGUGCACAUCACGCACGAGAUCAGCAGCAUGGACACCCUGCACGCCCUCAUCGUGCACAUGUUCCCGCAGAAGCUCACCAUGGGCAUGCUCAAAUCCCCCAACACCGCCAUCCUCAUCAAGGACGAGUCCCGCAACGUUUUCUACGAGCUGGAGGAUGUCCGAGAUAUCCAGGAUAGAAGCAUCAUUAAAAUUUACCGGAAAGAGCCGCUCUACGCCUCGUUCCCAGCCUCGCACAUCAGCAACGGAGACCUGAGGCGGGACAUGGUCUACACAUCCCGGGAAUCCUCUCCCACACGCCGCCUCAACAACAUCUCCCCAGCCUCCCACCUGGCCUCGGGCUCCCCUCCUCCCGUGCUCCAGUCCUCGUCGCCAUCCCGCUCCCGCAUGUCCUACAGCGGCGCUCGCCCUCCCUCCUACGCCGGUAGCCCCGUCCACCACGGCGAGCGCCUGUCCAGCCUCCCGCCGGCGCCGGGCGUGUCGCCGAGCCCCAGCGCCAUCCUGGAACGCCGCGACGUGAAGCCGGACGAGGACCUGGCGGGCAAGAACGUGGUGCUGGUGAAGAACGAGGGGCUGUACGCCGAUCCCUACGGGAUGGUGCACGAAGGGCGGCUCAGCAUCACCUCCACGCAGUCGCUGGCGGGCAUGGGGGGCGACCCGUUCGGCUACUCGGGGGGGCUCUACAAGAGGGGUUCGGUGAGGUCGCUCAGCACCUACUCGGCGGCGGCGCUGCAGACGGAGCUGGAGGACGGUUUGUACAAACCCAACGCGCCCAUCUACAGCGACACGUACGGGCCCGGCUUGGGUUUCCGAAUGCCGCCCUCGUCCCCGCAGAAGAUGGUGGAGCCCGGGCAGAGCCCGCACAGCCCCUACUCGGGCCCACCCAGCCGCUCCUCGCCUGUCCGGCAGUCCUUCCGCAAGGAUUCCUGCUCUUCGGUCUUCAUGGACGGCCCUGUGGGCAAAACGCGCAAUCCCAGCUCGUCCGGGCCCCCCGAGCUGUUCCCCGGUCCCGGCCAAGAGCGGCCGCUCUCGGGGUUCGGUUCGCCCGGUCCGGCCAAGGACACGGAGACCAGGGAGCGGAUGGAGGCCAUGGAGAAGCAAAUUGCCAGCCUGACAGGGCUGGUGCAGAGCGCGCUGCUCCGCGGCUCCGAGGCCGAGACCCCCAGUGAGAAGACAGAAGCCACCAACGGCGGGACCCCCCCGUCGGCGUCCACCAGCCGCAGUGGCAUGGGGACACCGGUGCCAGCGCCGCCGCCGCCCUCGGCCACCAGCACCCCCGCGGGGCAGCCCACGGCCGUGAGCCGCCUGCACAUGCAGCUGCACCUGCACGACCUGCAGCAGAACGCCAGCGACCUGCGAAACCAGCUGCAGCAGCUCAGGAAACUGCAGCUGCAGAACCAGGAGGCGGUGAAGACGCUGCUGCGGCGGACGGAGACGGAGAUCAGCGUGCGGGUGACGGACACGAUGCGCAAGCACGAGGAUCCUCUGCAGCGCCAGCGCAGCUUGGUGGAGGAGGAGCGGCUCCGCUACCUCAACGAGGAGGAGCUCAUCACCCAACAGCUCAGCGACCUGGAGAAGUCUGUGGAGAAGAUCCAGAAGGAUCUGGCGCACGGGCAGCGGCUGAUCCCGGUGCAGGAGCUGGAGGAAAAGGCCGUAGUGCUCAAGCAGCUGGGGGAGACCCUGACGGACCUGAAGGCUCAGUUCCCCAGCCUGCAGAGCAAGAUGCGCGUGGUGCUGCGGGUGGAGGUCGAGGCCGUGAAGUUCCUCAAGGAGGAGCCGAACCGCCUGGACGGGCUCCUCAAGCGCUGCAAGAGCGUCACUGACACCCUGGCGCAGAUCCGCAGGCAAGUGGACGAGGGCGUGUGGAGCUCGCCCAGCAGCCUGAGCCAGUCGCCCAAGAAGGUGGCGCCGGAGACGGAUUUCAGCAAAGGGCUGGAGCUGGAGAUGCCCACCAGCCCCCCCGUGAGCCUGCACCACCUGACGGGCACCCCCGAACCCCUGGGGUUCGGGCACAGCCCCCCCCAGCCCCAAAGCCACCCUGGCAAGAGCAAUAAUCCCGCACGAGCCCCCGACAUGGUGCCGGCCAAGACCCAGACGGCGCCCGAGACUCCCAGCAAGAAAAGCGCGGAUAAAGCGGUGUCCGUGGAGGCCGCCGAGCGGGACUGGGAGGAGAAGCGGGCGGCGCUCACCCAGUACAGCGCCAAGGACAUCAACCGGCUGCUGGAGGAGACGCAGGCCGAGCUGAUGAAAGCCAUCCCCGACCUGGAAUUCGCCGCCAAGCACAAACCGACCCCCAGCGCCGCCUCCACGCCCGAGCACAAACCCUCCAAGGCACAGCACGCCCCCAAAUCGGGGGGCAAAGGGGACCCCAAUGGGCGCCGGGGCUCAGACGAGCUGGCCGUGCCCCGGUACCGGACAGAAAAACCCUCCAAGUCGCCGCCGCCGCCGCCGCCCCGCCGGAGCUUCCCCUCGGCGCACGGGCUGACCACGACCCGCAGCGGCGAGGUCAUUGUCACCAGCAAGAAGGAGCCCGGCUUCAUGAAGAAGGCGGAGUCGGAGGAGCUGGAGCCGCAGAAGCCGCAGGUGAAGCUGCGGCGGGCGGUGUCCGAGGUCGCCCGGCCCGCGUCCACCCCGCCCAUCAUCGCCUCGGCCGUCAAGGACGACGACGACGAGGAUCGGAUCAUCGCGGAGCUGGAGGUGUUUCAGCGGAGCUCUGCCUCCCCUCCCCUCCCCCUCGAGGCCGUGUCCCCGGGCCACUCCGGCUGCUGGCCCAGCGGAGCCGCGGUGGCCGCAGCCCAAGGACGGAAGGAGCCGCUGGCAGCCCCGGCCAGCCGGGCGUUCUCCCUGCCCCAGAUCGUGCUCACCGAGUGGGUGUCGGAGCCCCCGUCCCCCGAAGCCGAGCCGGAGCUGUGGCUGCCACCCGAGGGGACAAGCAGCUCCCCAAAAUCCCCUCCAGCCCCGCGCCCGGCCCCCGGCAGCGCAUCCCGGGAGUUUCCUUCGGCGGCUCCGCCUUUCCCGCGGGAUAAAACGGGGGGACAAGGAGGCAGCGACAACAUUUGUCCCCAAAUUUCCGUGGCCUCGCAGCCUCCUCAGAGCCGCGGGGAAGGUGAGGGUGCCGGGAUCGUCCCCGAAAUUCCCGAUGGGGAUCCCCAAAAAGGAGCCGGGCUCGUUCCUGGACACUCCACGGCACCCCAGGGAUGGGACGGAGGAUCUCCAGCUGCCGGGGAGGUGACAGAGGGACUCUGCACGCCCCGCGUGUCCCCCGAGCGCCACGCGGCUCCGGGUAAAAAAGAGAUUUAUGAGGACACCUACCAGAGACUGGACAGCCUGGAGGAAACCAUCCGCGAGCUGGAAAUGACCAUCAGCGAGAUCAGCAGCCACCCCGCCGUGGAAUUCGUGCUCUCCAAGGACUCGCCGGGAUCCGAGGAGGUCGGGAGAAGCUCUGGGGACCUCGGGCACGGUGACACCGCGCUGGACCUGAGCCGGGCCAAGGACGGCGCUGCCGGGAGUCCGGUUCCGAGCAGGACCAAGCCAGCGCUGCUCCCCAAGCCGCAGCUGCCCCCCGGCGCUCGCCAGAGCGGUGGCGUCUCCAUCCCGGCCAUGAAGGUGGUGAACCCGGCGUCGCGGCUGAAGCAGGGCCAGCAGGGCAGCCCCGACAAGGGCAAGCACAUCAAGCAGCGCAUGGAGUACAUGCGGAUCCAGGGCCAGCAGCAGGCCACUAGACCAUCUAAAGAGGCCAGCGAGACCUCCCCCACGGUCUCGGAAAAACCCGCAGCUGGCAGAACCUCCAUCCCCGUAUUGACUUCCUUUGGGGCCAGGAACUCCUCCAUCUCAUUCUGAGCCCGCCCGGGGCUGCUCCUCCUCUUCCUCGGGCUCCUCUUCCUCCCUGCGACUUUGGCUCCUUCUUGAGGCGCUCUGGAGGGAAUCCGCCACCUGUGUCCCCUCCUUUUUUUUUUUUUUUUUUUUUUUUUUUUUUUUUUUUUUUUUUAUUCUGUUCGAUCCAUGUUUUUUUCCGUUUUUUUGGGUUUUUUUUGUCGCCUCCGCUUCGCCAAAAGAACUUUUUGUGUCUCUCGCCUGCGCCCUCCCGCUCCGCCAUGGCCAACCAGCCAC